This is a messenger RNA of Rhodamnia argentea, 1603 nucleotides long. Its product is annotated as methylthioribose-1-phosphate isomerase. NCBI's taxonomy places the organism in Eukaryota, Viridiplantae, Streptophyta, Magnoliopsida, Myrtales, Myrtaceae. The record is from RefSeq and is a predicted model, not a curated record. Bases 175 to 1317 code for a protein of 380 amino acids. Gene Ontology annotation, molecular function: S-methyl-5-thioribose-1-phosphate isomerase activity. The transcript has 9 exons.
AAAACGACAAAAAAGAGCUGUCAGCCUGCCUUCCUCCCAACCGCUGUUGCUGAGGAAUCAAAAUAAAGCUUACAUUUUUGCGAGCUGAGAUUGUUGUCCGAGUUUCUUCGCGUCGGUUCCGAACAUCGUUCUGCAGAAGCUUGCUGAGUGUGCUUCUCGUGGGGGGGCGAUCAAAUGGCGCUCGAUUCGAGCUCUUCUAAUGGAGGCAACAUGGGCGCUACUCUGCAAUCCAUCUGCUACGAGCGCGGUUCCCUCCGAUUACUCGACCAGAGAAAGCUGCCUCUGGAAACAGUCUACCUGGAUAUAAAAGAUGCUACCGAUGGAUGGAAUGCGAUAAAGGAUAUGGUGGUCCGUGGGGCGCCGGCUAUAGCUAUUGCGGCUGCGCUUUCUUUGGCAGUGGAAGUGUCUCAUUUUGAUGCUUUUAGUGGGACGACUAAUGAUGCGGCCUCUUUCCUCGCUGGAAAGUUGGAUUAUCUUGUUUCAAGUCGGCCAACUGCGGUGAAUCUAUCCGAUGCCGCAACAAAACUGAAGGAAGUCAUCUCUGAUGCUGUUGCAUCAGCUUCGAAAGCCAAAAGUAUUUUUCAGGCUUAUAUGGAAGCUGCUGAAUUAAUGCUAAAAGAUGAUGUUGCUUCAAACAAAGCGAUUGGUAGCUAUGGAGCCACAUUUCUUAAGCUACAUCAGAAAUCCUCCAAAGGACUCUCUGUGUUGACCCAUUGCAAUACUGGCAGUCUUGCUACAGCUGGAUACGGUACAGCCCUGGGCGUAAUCCGUGCACUUCAUAUGGAAGGGGCGUUGGAAAGGGCUUAUUGCACAGAAACACGCCCAUUCAACCAAGGUUCUCGGCUUACAGCUUUUGAAUUGGUACAUGAGAGGAUACCAGCUACCCUUAUUGCAGACUCCGCUGCAGCAGCACUUAUGAAGGAAGGAAGGGUGGAUGCUGUCAUCGUUGGAGCAGAUCGUGUGGCUGCAAAUGGCGAUACUGCUAACAAGAUUGGAACUUACAGUCUCGCCUUGUGUGCAAGGCAUCAUGGUAUUCCCUUUUAUGUGGCUGCGCCUCUGACUUCUGUUGAUCUAUCCCUUUCUUCGGGUCAAGACAUUGUUAUUGAAGAACGAUCUGCAAAAGAAUUGCUGAACUCACGUGGAGGCCUUGGGGAGCAAGUUGCUGCAUCUGGAAUAUCUGUCUGGAAUCCUGCCUUCGAUGUUACACCUGCAAAUCUUAUAGCUGGUAUCAUAACCGAGAAGGGUGUCAUCGCCAAGAAGGGCAGUGAUGCUUUCGACGUGAAAGCAUUUGCACUUCAGCUAGAUGGUAAGUGCUGAGAGUUUGGAUGCGGCGGGAACGAGGAUGAAGAGUGUAGUCAUGUGCUCGUCUUAGCCGUAACUCAAAUGUCAAUAAGAAAUCGAAUAAAUAGUUGAGGAGUCGCAAUUAUUAGGACAGAAAGAGGUUAUGGUUGAAGCCUCAGAAUGUGAAGAAGGGGUUCUUAGAAUUGAUCAUAUCUUGUGGGGUGCUGCUUUAUUUGAUGGUAUGUCUUGGAUGUCAUCGCAUGUUUGUUGUCCUUUUUGGGACUCCCAUCCUAUGCUAGUUGAUAAAUCAUGUGGUGGGUCA